Messenger RNA from Dermacentor albipictus, 13890 nucleotides. RefSeq names its product winged eye (gene wge). Gene Ontology annotation, molecular function: chromatin binding. NCBI's taxonomy places the organism in Eukaryota, Metazoa, Arthropoda, Arachnida, Ixodida, Ixodidae. The record is from RefSeq and is a predicted model, not a curated record.
GUCAGUUACUACGCCGUCGUCUCGCUGCCUGCAAUGCGCGAGUCCAUCCAUUUUUGCCACUGAAAAAAAGUGCUCCAAUAUUUAUGUUGUGGUUCUCAACGUAUGUGGUGUGCGGUUCGCGUUUACGUGGGUGUUGCGGAUACGAUUCGGAUACUCGUGCAUCGGAUACACGCAUCAUCGGCCCGUAGCCUCGCCGAGCCCGGUCCAAGGUGCAGUUGGGAGGUUGCGGGGCGUCGACGAGCGGGGUCGGACGGAGCGCGGCGGGUGCGCGGCGGCCGGCGGUGGGGUCUGAUGCGCGCGCAAGCGGAGGCAUGGAGGGCCAGGCCCCGAGCCCCCUGGAAGCGCGCUUCGCCCCGGGGGCCCCCUGCCCGCUGCAGCAGCACUACGCGAGGCUGCUCAUGCAGCAGCACUCGGUGCCGACCACAUCUGCCGCCGCAGUCGCAGCAGCAGCCGGAGGGGCCGCCCUAUUCCCUUACCUGAGUGCACUGAGCAACAACGCAUCCAGCCCAGGAGGGAGCCCCCUGGGUCCCCUGGGCAGCUUCCGGGCUCCGCACACGUCACCCAACAUGGCUGCCAUGCGGCAGUUCUGGCCCCCAACUCCUCCGCCCGAUAUGUCAACAUCUCCAGGCUACAGCCGCUAUGGAGGGAGCUACUACUCACUGUUCCCACCACUGGGCUCUCCACCAGACCCUUUUGGGCCCCCUGGUAGCUUGUUUCCCCGCUUGGCUCACUCUGCUUCCCAUUAUCCUUCGCUGCUGGACCGAGAUGGUGGCUUUCUCUCUCCAAGCCUGGGUUCACCUCUGUCGCACUAUGCUUCGGCGCUGUCACCUCUUGCCAGCUCUUCCCUGCUGUCACCGCCCACAUCAAGCUUGACAGGCACCGACCUGAGCCACACUGGCAAGGUGGUCGAUGAGCCGCUGACACCCACGGCACGCAGCCAUGCGGACAGUCUCCUGACCACCGUGGCUCCACUCAACUCAUCUACACAGAGUGUCCGAUCUUCGAGCAAGCCUCCAAACGCACACACGAGGGACCGCAGCUUGGAGAAGUCUCGAUCGAAAAAGUCGUCCCAGAAAAACACGAACAAAAGUGGCCCGACAGACCUGUCUGUGGGUGCUACUCCGGUAGCAAGUGGCCGAACAAAGACUGUCGAGAAGUGCUCUCAUUGCACUUGUGUGCCCCAGAGUUGUGGAACUGUGACCAGUGCGUCAUGGUCUCAGGACUUGUUGGACAGUGGUGGCACUACCACCGCAGCUGGGUUGGCCAGCUCGGGGCCAACAGAGCCGUCGACAACUGUGGGGAUGUCUUUGUGUUGCAUUCCAUCGGAUCAGGUGACAUCAACUGUCCCAUCACCAUCGGCGCAUCCGCCACCCCUGCUGUCACCAACAGGGCCUGCCGUUGUAAGCUCAUCCACUCCGGAUGUCAGUCUCACACCUCCAACUCCUGAGGCGGCGACAGACUCUCCAGCUUCCAACACACCUCCGUUGCACUCUCCCUCUCAAGCCUCUCCCAUUCGCAACCUUUCUCCAAUGGCUGAUCCUGCACCGGAACUGUCUGUGACUCCCACAAGUUUGGAAAAAGACUCCAGUGUUUUCACUCGAGGAGAUUGCAGCUCAACAACAGAUGAGUGCCGUGCUAUUGCUGCUGUGGCACCUGUGACGCCAGUCAGUUGCGUGACACCUGUGAGUUCUGUGGCCCCUGUUGUAAGUGUCGUCACGCCUGUGAAUACUGUCUCGCCAGUCAAAACUGUCGUUUCCCCCGUCAGCACUGUUGCACCUGUCAAUACCGUCACACCUGUUGUCAGUACCGUCACAUCCAUCAAUAACAUCACACCCAUCCCCACUGCUGCAACAGCUGCUGUCACCCCUGUGGGGGCGAGUUGCAUGUCCACCUCAGCAAGUGUGACUGUCACGAGCACCCCGGUCAAUCACGUCAUGCCCAUGGCUCCUGUCAACCCUGUGGUUGCCGUCAUGCCACGGUUGCCGUCGCCCAAGGAGGAAAAGGAAGAGGUGCGAUCAGAGUGUCGGUAUGCCACUGCAGUCACCAAGCGGGAGCCAGUGGAUCUGGAUCAACGUGUGACAGGCCCUGCCCUUGUGCCUCUGGGAAAGAAUGCGGUCAUGCUUUCAGUGCAGCAGACGAAAGUGGUCUCGCAGACAAGGCUUCGUGGUAACGGCAAGAGCAGCGGGCUUGCUGUGGGCAUGGCCAAGGCCUCGGCCAAAACCACAUCAGUUUUCUCAACACCUCUGGGCUCAGGUACAGGUUCACCGAAGGUGCAAGAAGUGGCUCCAGUCAACCUCAAGAUUUCCAAGUCAUGUGAGGCCGUCAUCCAGAAGCCCGACGGGGCGUCCUCGACGGGAAUCCCAACGUGCGUGGCAGUGGCAACGCGACGGCCGCAGGAGGCUGGCAGCAGCAAGAUUGUGGUGGAGGAGAAGUGCGACACCACGGUGUCGGUGGUGCCUGCGCUGAGUGUUCUCAACGCCUCCAGUCAGCCGAUCCCUGUGGGCAUCGCUGUGGCACAGCAGCGCCAAGACCACACCAUCACAUGCAGCAAGACAAGCUUGUCGUCAAGUGCAGCGGAGCAGAGUCACAUAACUGCAGUCAGCUGCUCUACGGUCAUCUUGGCUGCAGGUGGUUCAGACAGAGGGCCACGUCUCUGUGAGUCAAGGCAAGGACCAGCUGCCCACCAAGGAAUGGCCGAGACUACGACGACAUGCCUCGUCACUGCUGGCCCUGUACCAGCGCACACAACAUGGGACUCGCAUUCUGAUGCACUGGCUAUACGCCCAGCUGCGGCUACACUGCCAUGGUUGACCACACCAGCACCACCUGUGGUGACAACACCCACAAUCUGGCUGCCACAAGAGGCCACACCCCCGCCACUUGCAUCGCCUGGCGGCUUCCAGCUUGCACGGGACGCACUCACCGGGCAAUUGUACCUCGUCCCUGCGGCACCGACGAGUUGGACACUCUCUGGUGCUGCCACUGCAAGCCCUGUGCAGCAAAUCCUGACAACUCAGCAGCACACGACUUUCCAGCAGAUCAUGCCAGACCAGUGGAGAAGCGAGCUGAAACCCACUGCAACGGUUUUUGAGGCAGUGCCCCCAAAGCUUGAGAUUCUGGAGGCGGCGAAGGACCUGUCGACAGGAGCGGCAUUUGCGUAUUCUGCAAUGCCAACUGCGGUGGCGACUCCGCCGGCCCCCUCUGUGGUGUCCUACCUGUAUGACCCGUCUGCAGUGGUCCAGCAACUGACGCAAGUGGCUGGCACCACAUCGAUGGUGGCUGCCCUGGCCUCUGGAAAGGUUUCCCAGGGCACGUCUCCCCUGGUGACGACAAGCAGCCCUUCGUUGGCGCCGCAACCCUUGGUUGAGCAGGGAGUGCAAGCAUGCGAUACUGACAAUGCAACCGAGGAGAGUGAUGAUGACACUCUGCGCCCUGCACCUGUCUUGCCUGGGGUCAAGCCGGGGUCCACAGUGACUUCAGUCACAACGGCAAUCCAGGUGGAUAUGGAUUGUCCUACGGCUUCAGAUGACAAUGAGCCAGAUGAACCAAUGCCUAUUGCUGUGCAGACGACAGACUCUGCCAACCAGACAGACGACCUGCCACAGCAGACGACACAGCCACAGGUGGAGCCAGAGGAGCAGGAGCCUGGUAUUCCCACUCCGCUGUUUACACCUCCACGAACAAAAGUUCAGGACACAUCAGACAGCGAGAUAGACGACUCCAUACCAGUGCUUCUUACACAGACUUCGGGUGUCCAGGAGUUCAUCGACCACCAUGGACUUGACCUGUUGGUUGACAGCAUCGAAGAGUUUGCAGCAAACCAAGAAGCUGCAGUGGAAAGCAUGCCACGACUAGAGAAAUCUGAGACUUCUCAGGAUUCGGUUGUGGAGGCCGUGGUUUCUCCAGAGAAGGGCAGCCCACCAGCGCUCACUGCUCAGUCGCCCUCUUCUCGUCCAGAAGAAUGGUUUACCCGACGAAGCUUCAGCCCUGGGCCACCAUCCAAGACUGGGCCGCAAAGUCCACCAUCUCCGCCUUUGCUUGAGGCCAACCUUGACUCUCCAAACAAUUCUAAGAUCUCUUUAUUUGACUCACUGAAAAUUGUGACAGACUCUGCAGAUUCCUUUGAUGACAAAGAUGGGUCAGGAGAGAUGGCUCUUCAGCGAUCCACCUUUGCACAGUCAAAGACGAGCUGUGACCCUGAACGUUCAUUUGCACAGGCAAAUAUAUUCAGCACAAGAGUGAUGGAGAACACAGCCUUCCCACGAAAACUGUCAACAUCACCUUGUAAAACAGAUGUCACAAAGGACUUCUCAAGUGACCAUUCGAACUUUGUCUUCAAAGGUUCUCAACCCGUGGAGAGCGAGUAUGGUGGAUUUGAAAAAAGCUCAAAAGAUUUUUCCCAGUCGAAACCUCCAUUUCAGUGGCACGAUGUUUCGAAGGAGCCUCUGCAGGCUGGAGCUGUGACCAGUGAGGCUAGUUUAGUUGCAAGUUCGGCUACAGCGCUUGCUUCAAGUCCAUCCACAAACUUGAGGGAGGCAUUUGAUGGAUCGUGCACGGAUGGCUUGGGCCUUUUAUGUGCGCUUGCUGAACAGAGAUUCUUGGAAGAGGCAAGAAAGUCCUCUGAGGUCGCAGAGCUGCCAGUGGAAGAUGAGAAACCAGUACUGAGUCCGAUUCCUCUGACAACAGCUCCUGCAGAUGAAGGUCCGCCUUGUGAUGAUGGCGGGCAGCUAUCCGCUGCCGAAACCAUGGACCAGAUGGAACGAGAAAUGCGCAUCCAAUUGGCAGAGCUGCAGCGCAAGUAUCGCGAGAAGCAGCGGGAGCUGGCAAAACUGCAGCCUCGAAAGGACAAGGAGUGCGAUCAGGAAAAAAGUUCAGUGCACAAGAAGGCAUCAGCCAUGUCUGCAUCUCAUCAGAAGAAGCGCCGCCACUCUUCAACAGCAGCUCAACCAUUGUCACCAUUCGAUGUGUUGAAGCAGAGCGCUACUGCAAAGGAAGUUGUUGCAGACAAGAAGGCUGACACAGCUGGUUCAAACAAGGAGCUGGUGAAGUCAUCGUGUCGUGAGACAACCAGUAAAAAAGCAGCAGAAAAGGCUACAUUGUCAGCAGCUUCCAAAGAUGUUGAAGCCAAAAGACCCCAGCCGAGUGUGCCAGUUUUAACGAUCAAAAUCACCUCUGAGCCAUACCAGGCUGUGACUGAACAGGAAGCCAAAUCAUCAGAAUCAAAAGGAGCAGCUGCACCCGGCUCACCCUCAAAACAGCGACGGAAAUCUUGCCCCGAGCCAAACAAACCAUCAUAUGCAGUGUGCUCUUCAAAGCACCCAAAUGCAACAAAGGCAAAGGAGAAAGCAGAAAAACCAGUCAAAUCAACAGCAGAACCCCAGCAGCAAACGAGGAAGCAAAGCCAUAAAUCAAGUUCUAAGAACAAGGAGUCUAGCUCUGGCUCAAAACCGGAAGACGACAUUUGGUGUGUACGUCGCAGCGAACGCAUAUUCCUUUUGGAUGCUGGAGUGGUCAAAUCAUCAACACUGUCCAGCCCACCUGAACGUCAGGAAACCAGCUCCAGUGGCACGUCACAGCGCACUAAACCUGAGAAGGCGAAUGCCACUACACCCACGGCUUCCAAACCUUCUGGCAAGGCCACAACUGGCGCAGCUGCUCCCUCUUUUCCCUUGGAAUGCUCUGAACCACCGAGAACUGACCCCAAUCCCAAUGCUUCUUCCUCCUCUACUCCCACUGUGCGCCGAGUGGCCAGGCGGAAAUUGGUGUCUGUGCUCCGCAAGUGCUCUCGAGCAGUUGGGCCAACACCCAAUGACACCGACUCAGAUGACCAAGGGAGUGACUCAACUGAAAAUGUGCCCUUGAGCCGGCUCUCGGCAGCUGUGCGAAGUGGUUUGGAUCAACCGCAGCAGUGCUACCUCCUGCCCGAGGAUCUUCAUGACCUCACCCGUGUUGUAAUGCUAGAGGAUGGCCUGUUCUAUACAGGCUACAUCAAUGAAAUUCAGGCACCAGAUGUCUAUGGCAUCACACUUGACGGCGAAAGAGGCAACAGACCACACAUAUUUUCACGGGAAGAGAUCCUCAAGGAAGCGGUGCGUGAAGUCAAGCCACGCUCCCUGAAAGAACUGCCCGAGGGGCGCCGUGUCUGUGCCUACUGGAGCCAGCAGUAUCGUUGCCUCUACCCUGGUCUGGUCGCCAAAGCUACCAGUCCAAACCCUUCCCCAAGCAAUUCGCUUGUGUAUGUGGAAUUUGAUGACGGUGAUUCUGGAAAGAUUCCCUUGGAAGACGUUAGGUUGCUGCCACAGGACUUUCACCCUAUUGCUGGAGACCCACAUCCAUCUCUUGUCUUGAGCAAAAAGCGCAGCCGCAAUACAGAGAAUGGACAGGAGGCCAGCGCAUCAGAUCAGCAGCAUUCACGGAGAGUGCGAAAGAGAAAGAAAUCCAAGACCAAGAAAACACAAGGAGCAGCUUCAAGCGAUGAGUCUGACUCUGACAAUGGCGAAGUUUUUGACGUGGCUGACGGAGAAAGUGCAUCAAAGAAACGCCGGCGAGAGCACAAGCAUCACCGGCAUCACAAGCACCAUCGCUGUCAUCACCGGCACAAACACCACAAGCGACACCGGGAACAUUCCAACGAAGCUGAUGACAAGACGGACAGUAAUGGCAAAGCGACACGACGAGACAGCGCAGCUACAAACGCGUCCACGUGUUCCUCGGAGCCUUCAACCUCAGGAUCUUCCACGCACUCAUCGGUGCCCAGUGGCUCGGGAAGCAGAUCAGGAUUGAAAGUUCGGAUCCGGACUUCAUCUACAGAAAUGCAGCAGGCAGAUGCAGAGAGCAGUGAUGAUGCCUCGGAAGAUAGCAGUUCAUCGGAUGAGGCUGAGAGUGUGGCUUCUAGAAAAGGUCCCGCCAAGCGAAAAAGGCGCCUCCCCUCGGUGGAGAAAAGCAAAAUCGCGGCAUUCCUGCCGAUGCGGCAGCUGUGGCGAUGGUCGGGCAAGAGCUUCCGCCGGCCUGGGCUGAAAGGCAAGGCUAAGAAGGAGUUUUACAAGGCCAUCUGCAGGGGCAGGGAAUCCAUUCGGGUUGGUGACUGUGCGGUAUUCCUGUCGACGGGACGGCCCAACCUGCCAUACAUUGGCCGCAUCGAGACCAUGUGGGAAGGCUGGAGCGGAAACAUGGCGGUCCGCGUCAGGUGGUUCUACCACCCAGAGGAGACCAAGGGACUCGCAAAGCUCAGGCACUCCAAGGGUGCCCUGUUCAAGUCUCCACACGCGGACGUGAAUGAUGUGCAGACCAUUUCUCACAAGUGUGAGGUCCUCUCCUGGGAAGAGUACCGGACAUCCCGCGGGACGCGCAGCGAUGAAGCCACCGCUGAUGUCUACUACCUCGCUGGAUACUACGACCCCUAUGUCAACACCAUCUCAAUUGAGCCCUCAUUGGCACUGUGAUGAUUUCAGCAGGCUGCAAUCUCUACUCGGCCUAUCACAGCUGAGCACUUGUCUGAGGAAAGCCCCACGCAGGGCGUGUGCCAUUUUUUGGUUUCCCCUGCAAUGCUUUGAACAACCGGUGACCUAUUAGCAAUUGUACAGGAGCAGUGGUUGCAAAAUUUCAUAACAUAAUCGAAUGUAACCAGUAUGGUGCCAGUACUGAAUCUUCAGCUUGAGUGCUCACUUGUUAUUGGGACAUUUGAAGACCUGUAUCACAGUGUACUGGCAACUGUUGAUAUUUUAUUUGGCAUUCGCCAUAGCAAAUCACAGACCGUGUAGUUACCUGCUAAAAACACUGCGGCCGUAUUUCCUCGCUGCACAGUCAUUGUAGUGUCCUUCUUACUUUUCAGUUUGUUUAUACUAGAUGUGCAGAAUUCCACUAGUUGAUUAGGAGAAGCUCUCCUAAUGGAGACACACGUUAUGCUGGUCUGCAUCUUGAGUUGUCUUUACCCAAACCACUCUGAACCCUCACACAUGUGGCGCUGCAGCCAAACACACACACUCUCCUACAGACAAAGCAACAGCAAGCCUCUCCACAUGAACUAGUGGAAUUUGUCACAGGGUUUUUGUGGUGAAAUUCCUCAACAUCAUAAUCUGCACACCGUUCAGGUGUUUGGCACAGAGUGCCAUUAGCUGGCAAACAAUCGGUGCCUCGUGUGUGAUGUUGCAAAGGUCAUUGUCACGUGAUGGGCACCUUUGACAAAUGAGGGCAUAUCAGAAGAUGUCAGGGGCCAGUGUUGAUAGCAGGGCGGGCUGUCUUCCAAAGACGGGGAGAAUAUAAGGGGUUUGAGAGCUGUCUUUUUUUUUUUUUUUUGCUUUUACAUUGUGUUUUGUCGUCAUGUCUUGCAUCAAUUUGCAGAUUUUUUUUAUUAUUAUUAUUUGACACACCUUUUUCCUACUGUGAUGGGCUUGAAAAAGAUUUACACGAGAGGGGCACGUGCACUACUGUAGCACUGCCUCCAUUGGGUGGGGAGUGGAUGUCCAUGUGAACACAUCCAGAAUGCGAAUGUGUACAGCUGUUUGUACUAUACUCUCUCGUCUCAUGCGUGCACCAACACAACAUUGUCCCGUGUAUUUUUUCCUCCUUAUUUACCUGUUCUUUUUCUUUAACAAGACCUUGUGGCAGCCUCCAAGAAAUGGUAACUUGAAAUGCUGAUACUGCUGAGGUAAAAAGUCCUACAGAAUAGGUACCCGAUGUCUAUAUUUAUCUGACGUGGUAUCAUGAAGGCAUGCGGAAAGAAAGGCAAUGCAAGGGCUAGUUUUUGGUGGUUUAUUUACACAGCUUGGGCCACUUAAAUAAAUGUUGUGUCUGCCUUGUAAACUCGGCUCAAUUGGAGUGGUAUUCUCAGACGAUCACUUUUGGGGACACAACCGCUUUCACAAUAUCUCACUUGGCUUUGCACCGGAUGUGCUGACGUGUAAGCCCAAAGCGUCCCUGGCACUGUGUUGAGUGCGCUAUCUUCACCUGGUGCCAGGAACGUUGUCGACCAUAUACUUCGUCGAUGCGUCCAGUGCCGAAUCACACAAUAUAUUGUGAAAGUGAUGCUAUCCCUAAAAGUGAUCGCACGAGAAUACCGCCCAUGUCCUUUUCAUGAAAGCACGAAAUGUGCCAGGCAGAUCUCUUCAUUAUACAGGCAAAGGAGUACCUACUCAGAGUAGGCCCACAAUAAUAAUAACUAAUAUAUAUAUAUUAACUUAAAAAAAAGCUUUUUGAAAGUGAUGUGUAGUGACUUGAUUUCACACUCCUUGUUUCUGCUGUGCAGCCUUGUGGAGCAGUCGAGCGUUGCAUAAGAAGUAUUAUGCACACACACCUGUAAGAGGCUUGGCUUCUUAGGGGCUGUCGACUGGGCUUGUUGGUAUCCCUUUUGCCACUGCGCACCUGUUAUCGCUCAUUUCGUCAGGCACGCAGCUGUGUAACCUCUGUAGUGGCAUCCUGACACAAUGGCACGCCUCACCCCUCCGUCUCUAUGCAUUUUUCCCACCCUCACCUGUCGGAAGAAGCGCUUGAUGGGGAAGUGUCUACACACACACACCACGUCUGUGAAACUCGUUCUCCCACGUCAAAGUUCUUCGCUGUUUGUAAACAAGCCGCAUGCCCAUUGUUUGCAGUGGCACGCUGCCUGUCGUCUGCUUGUGCUACGGGUGCGAGCGCACAUAUUUUGUGUAUCGUUGUCGUGAUCGAUAAUCAUGGCUAAAGUCAUCACAUCACAGCAUACAUUUCGUGCAUUUCACCCACCUCAGAAAGCUUGCAUUUCUUUUGCUUUUUCAUUCGCGUUGCACUAUAUUUUCAAGCUGCCUCGAAAUCGGUUCUUGGGAACUGCUGCAUUGAGCUAUCAGCUGGAGCGAAAAGUGACAAGAGUUUUGGUCCUAAUGUAUGGUAUUGCUUGUCACUGCGAGAGUCUCACGACUUUGCGUUGCUCCAACGCAAGGAGAAAAGGGCACUUGGUAGUGCACACUGAUGUUUGUAGCUCCAUAUGUGUGCUGGGCGGCUGGCCACAGGUAGAGAGACGCUUUUUUAAGGAUUUGCCCAAGGUUUACACGAUGGCAAUGAUUAAUGCAUUACGGUUUCUUGCACAAGUCACUUUUGCACAACGAUGACUGCUGUUGUCUGGUGACAAACUGAAUACGAGAGGUAGCCAUCAGCUCUGAUUGCACAUUGAACAAACUACCGUGGCAGCAGCUGAUGACUGAAGCAUGUUGUUUGUCACGCGUUCUUGCACGAGGCUGGAUCUCUAUGGUAGCGAGCAUGUUUCUGUGGUGCUGAAGGUGAAAUGUUUCAUCGUGAAGCAGGCAGGGGAGAGUUGCUAGUUCAUUGGAAGUGAACACUUGUUGGCUGGCUCAAUCCUAGAACGACUUUAGCAACUUGUCAUCUUUGUGGUAUUUUUGGCAGCAUGUAUAGCUAGUGUUCACUCAAGUUUGCACUGUGUGAAGGAAAAGAUGUUUUACUCACACACACACAACACUGAAAAGCAACACAUGAAAUAAGCAGUGUUAUCCACUCAUAUAAAACAUAGAAGUAAUGGACUUUAGGUAUGGUUUUGUGAUAUAUUGAAAAAAGAAAAGAAGUUUGCCAGUCAUUGCACAAAACAUUUUUUGUGUGCUGUUCACAGGAUAAGUGUGCUCAAAGCCAAACUGGCUUUGGAUAAUCAGGGUUUCACAGUGCUUCAUAUCUCAGUAGGAUAUGUUGUCAUAGGGUUGAGUCAGCAUCACAUGCUUGUGCCAUGAAAAUGUUAGCCACUGUUGUGGCAACUGCAGGAUUAACAGGUGCAUAAACGCCCAGAUGUCGGUUAUCCUGCAAUUACGACUUGAGUGUAACAUGAACAUUUGUGGCACACUAAUCCCACAAUUUACAACCCAGCCAGCCUUUGAUCACAAGUGGUGGGUCUGAGACCUGGGCUUAAAAUUUACGGCAGCUAGUCUGAGAGAUACCGGUGCUGAAAGAUGUUUUAUUGUUUGUUGUAAAGGCCAGGCUGCCCAUACGGGUGUUGGUGGUGCACAGUUUAAUGGAAUGAGGAAGACUGCUUACAGAGGAAUGUCACUAUUGCAUGCAUGAUUAGUUGUGGCUUGAAAGCACGUUUUACUCUAGGGUCGUUGAAAAUGCAUAGAGCAGUGCAAGUGGUUUUCUUUACAAUGUAAAAAGGCCUACUCUUGAAUGAGCUGGCCUCUGCGAGGUAGAAUGGUGCAGAAUAUGUUGCUUUGUGUUCCCAAAUCGGGCUUGCACUGUAGCCACUAAACAUUACAAGAGCUGUGAAAACAAUACGAGCGCAUUGCAUUUUGAAAACUAAAGCUACAGUAUGCAUUUUUUCCUGCAUGAUAGUUGCAGUGCUCUUCAAAGCCAGGCCCUGCAUCAAUGCUAUAACCAUGACUGAACUGCAUUCCAUGAGGCUGUUUCAUGCAACAGCCACAUGUAUCAGAACUCAGCUGUGAUUAAAGCAUCGACAGUGCAUAGCAAGAGCAGGAGGCCCGUGUCAUAUUAGAAAUAUAUUGCAGGUCUAAACUCCAAAGCAUCAGUAGUGCCACAAGGGCUGACUGUGGCACUACUGCUUAUACUUUUAACAAACGCUGUACAGUGACGUGUAUAAUGUUAUCAAAUGUUUUAUCAAAUUUAAGAGUAGAUUUCGCACUAAAUGUUGCUUUGCUCAAUUAAACUUGGCAACAAAAUUUCAUUAUUGGUCCAAUAUUGUUUAAUAAAUACUUGGCAUUUUUGCUUGCAUAGCUUCUUUGUACUUUUGGUAGCCUGCAGGCAAUGAAAGCAGACCAUGCCUCUGUAGCAAGCACCUCUUCGAUGGCAAGGCGUUCACGUGACAGUUCCUUGCUCUUCAUUGAUGAACCAGGCAAACAUGUGAUGCCAAGUGUUUCACUGAACAGAGCAAAUCAAACUUUUUUGCAACAGCUGAGUAAAUGUAAAGCAUCAUUUAAGUGCAAAAUUUCCUAAAAAUUAGGAACCCAGGUCACUGUACAAUAUUCUGUAUUUUUAUUUACAAUUUUUUUAUCAUACAUCGCAUUCACGAUUGAUAUUCUUAACCCAUUCGCACUCAAGCUGCACACAAGAAUGUAACAAAAAGCUUGAGCACAGCAUUUGUGAAAUGCAUUGCCAAAUGCAGGAAGCAAUGGGGUGCUGGUAACAUGUUUUUGUAAAUGUAGGAACAAGCCCCAGCUUUUUGCGUAAAGCACAUCAGCAGGGCUAUUAUCAAACUUCUAUUACAAGCUCGUUAGAAGUCUGUCCAGCAUAGUGGAUUCAACCUCUAUGGCUACAAAGCGAUGCAAUGUGCAUGCAGUACUUGUCAGUCUAUGAACCAAGCAGGUGCUAAGUUAUAGCCAACCUGGAGAGAAUCUUCUGGAAGCAGUCUCCCUCCUUAGACAUGCGGGUCCACAAGUGCUUGUCAGCUUUAGCUGAAGUGUUGAGACGGUGCAAGAGUUUGGUGGCAGAGUUUUGACUGCAGCACGUUUGCAGCUCCGGAGAGAGUGGUUUAUUUUUGUAGGUGUGAUGGUUGCAUGGCCCGGGAAGGGGUCUUCGGUUUUUGUACAUAGGCAAGUUGUCAUCUGCUAUAAUUUCUCCAGUUGCGUUGCUUCAUAUGUGUCUCUUGCCCUGUCUGCUAGCAGGAAUGAAAACUGACUGUGAUUUCACUUGUUGAAAAAAAGUGGGAGUUGUUGAACGUCGGUGGCUAGGUUUUUCCUCUCGUCUCUUGGCAACUUCUUUCAGGAGCAACCAACUUGGCCGAUAAGAGAGCUUCUAAGUGGAAGUUAGGAAAAAUGUGCGCUACAAAGUCUGUUGUAAGUCUGUUGUGCCAUAUGUAUGUUCUGGGUACUGUUUGGGUGAAAAGAAGUGCUGCAUAGCGUUCCUUGUUGUUCUAAGUUUUCAUUUGUGCUUCGCCGGCCAAGAAUGGCCGUUGUUGUUGAAGCCGCGAGUUCUCCUUGUGCAGUUUAAAACGCAUGUGCUUGUCGUUAUUGUGUGAAUUGGUGCAAUGCUCAGUUUGCCAAGUCCUCUUUUGCUAUUGGCGGCCUGUUCUGGGGAAGUUUCGGGUUGUCGUUGUCCUUGCUUUGCUUGCAAUUUCACAAUGAUUCUCUCUUGGCUCACUAAUGACUAUUUGUAAUAGUCAGUUGCUUCAAGAUCUGUGGCAAAUGGCAAUUAUUUUAACAUUUAAUAUGUGAGAAAGUUUUUGUUCACGCCUUAGUGGCCUUCUAAAGUUGUGAGGGAAGCUUAUAAUUUCCUAACUAGUGACAAGACCUGAAUUAAACAGUUAGCUGGAAAAAGCAUGCAACACUCAGUACAGCUCCUAACAUCCACAUUUUUUAAAUAUUUUAUGAGAGGCCUCGUGACUGCGCUCAUUUCAUAUUUGGUACUUGCAACAGUCAUGCAAAUAAUUAGCGUCCUGAACUUGUUAUAUUUUUACAUGGUGCUAGUGUGCACCAUGAAGAAAGCCACCGUUUAAAAUUUAUGCCAUGGUAGUAUCGAUGAGAAGCAUUGUCACCUUCCGAAAUUAUAGUUUCACAGUGUAAACACUGCCAAAAAUUUUCUGAAUGGAGUGACUAAACGUGAACUGAACACGAAAAAUCCGGCUACACAGCAGCAUAGAGCCUUCCUCAGAGCAGUUUGGCAAUAAUUUUAUUGUACAUGUUCUGCUAUCUGUUCUGCAUUGCUCAAAGCUUUUUUUUGUUUUGGCUUUUGUUUUUGGUCAUCAACUUUGCCCAGAUCUCCGAGGGGAGAAAGUCAUUUUCCCUCAGCAUCUUGUGCUUGUGUUGGCUUUCUUUUUUUCUGCCAACUUCGUGCAUCUUUGUCUUAGCCAUACAGGACAGCUGUCUAGUUUGUACAGAGCUUGUGUUAUUUUCAGCACACGUCCAAGUGACCAUUGUGACCGACAAUGCGUUAGUUACGCACUUAAUAAAAAUGAAUCCAUGAAAAAAAAAA